AUGGUGACAAGGAAGAGGGAUGCCACGAUCGACGUGGCGAGUACGUUCAAGGACGUGGAGGUGAAGGUGCCGCUCUUGACGGCGUUAAAAAUGCCCCUGAUUAGUAAAUUCAUCAAAGACUACUUGGCGGGAAAAGUCAACGAGGAAGGGAGACUAAUUACAGAUGUGAACGUCUCUGCCGUGAUCCAGAGAAGCGACCUCCCCUCCAAGAAAACUGACCCUGGAAUGUUCAUGCUUCCCAUUGCCAUUGGGGAUACACAAGUAGAUCACGCCGUGUGCGACUUGGGGGCAUCGAUCAACGUUUUGCCAUAUUUCAUCUAUCGGAAGCUGGGAGCGGCCAAGCUCGUCGACACAGACAUAAUGAUACAGUUGGCCGACAGAUCGUGUAUUCACCCAAAAGGAAUUCUAGAGAACGUUAUUGUAAAAGUGAAUAACUUUACGUACCCAGCUGAUUUUUUCGUUAUCAAGAUGACGGAGCCCGCAGCAAGGGAGUCGAGUGAAGUCCUACUGGGACGGCCGUUCCUGUCCACGGCCAGCACUAUCAUAGACGUCCGUAAUGGGACGAUCAGCCUGGACUUCAAAGGAGAGCAGUACACGUUCAACAUUGAUGAAGCCAUGAAGAGGCCAGCUGACGGCGAGAACGUGUACUCCGUAGAUGUGACUGAGCCAUUAGUACAGGAAUUUCUGGAGGAGGAAUUCUUAAAGAGGCAGUUCACUGACUCUGCUGCAGAUGAAGAAGUCGAAAAAGAAGUAGAAGAGUGGCUUGAGACCAUGAAGGUCGGAGAGAUGGACGACCAGGCCAUCGCGAAAGCGAUAAUGGAUUUUUGCGAGCGCCCUAGGUCAGCUGGGUCAAGUGGGACAGCUCAAGUAUCUAGCCCAGCGAAAGCGGCUUGA
Salvia splendens (bonfire salvia) is the source of this 894-nucleotide messenger RNA. RefSeq lists its product as uncharacterized. Bases 1 to 894 code for a protein of 297 amino acids. The record is from RefSeq and is a predicted model, not a curated record. The transcript has a single exon. NCBI's taxonomy places the organism in Eukaryota, Viridiplantae, Streptophyta, Magnoliopsida, Lamiales, Lamiaceae.